AUGAAUGGGAAAUGGCACCAACUACGCCCUGCAAAUCGAGGCGAUCUGCCGCCACUUCUUUUCAAAUACCUAUUGACGUCAAAUGGCUACGAGAUGUAUAUGACUGAUCUUACCAAUAUCUGGUCCGAGCAUUUAAGUCGCGAAAAUAUUCUGAAGAGAGCCGAAAAAGAUGCAGCCACCAUUGAUCCCAAUGAAGAUCAGGAGCAAUAUCAAGUAUUGUUGCGAAAGAUUGGAGACGCACUUCGCAACGAAACGGACACCAAUGUGUACUUGGGUCGUAAAUCAUCGGGAGAUACCUUGGAACUAACCACGUCGACGAAGCUUCCAGCUCCACUAGAACCUCUGGAAUGGUCUGCCUAUCUCUCGAGAGAGCCACAGUCUUCGUUGACACACCAUCUGCUGCUCCCGAUGCUAAAGGCAGAAGCUGGCUGGGAGUCACGGCAGCGAAACCUCAUGGAUCAACUCAACAGGAAAGACUGGGUUCUCGAUAAACUAUUCGAUAAGAUUGAAGCCAUGGGAGUGGACCUGAGUACGAUAUUCCCAGGUAUCUCUGGAUUGCGGACGAGGAAGACAGGAACGACACAGGCACACGCUGCGAAAUACAUCAAAGGCAUUGCACCAUUUGAUGAACAUGCGUGGCUUGAGGAGCAAAAUUCGUUGUCUCCUGAUCUAGGUCUUCCUUCUAACAUACUUGCAGAGUUGUCUAACGCUGAUACCGUGAGACAAAGUGAGUUAUUCCAUCCACCUCCAGAUAAAUGGUGGGAGGGGCUUGCUGCACUCAGCCACGCCACGCUUCCUCGGCACGAUGGUGUUGAUUCAGUCAAGGAUACAAUGCCUCCUAAAGAUGACACGGCAACCGAGACCGACUCUGGUGCAGAAACAGACGACGAUGAUUUUGAACGACAAGAAACACCUCCAAGAUUCAAACAUCCCAAAGACACUGAGGAAAAUCCUCCUGAUUCUAGGGACACACAAAAGACGGACAGCGAACCUUCCGAAACAUCUCCUAGCCCAGCCCGUGCAAAAUCACCCAUGGGCACAUCAAAGGGCCUUGGGGUAAUUGGAGGGCAAAAGUCAUCUAGGAAGCUAGUAACACGAACUUCGCUUUCACCAGACCGUAAAUCCACGACUACUAAGCCGACACAGCCCCAGUCGACACAUAUCCCAUCCACCGAUACCGAUGAGACUGACUCGGGAUCAGACCUUGAAGGAGGAAAUGCAACUUCGCCAGCACCGGCAGCCCGGAAGCCCCUAUCCACAAACAAAUCCGCAGCCAAAAAAAGUGGGUUAGGUGUCAUCGGUGGUAGCAGCGAAGUAAAACAGGGCCUUUCUCGGUCUACAUCACCCGAAUUACCACCAAAGCCUCAAGCCCAAGACAAAACUCCAACAAAGCCACGAGGAUUAGGAGUCAUCGGUGGGAAGAAACGAGAGAAACAACGAACGCCCGCAACUACAUGUCUCAAAUCGCCAGAACCACUGCAAAGCGACUCCAUCACGCACUCGACGCUACCGAAAACGAAAACAAAGCCAGCUGGCAAACUCGGUGUUAUCGGGGGCAAAGGCACCAAACACAUAGCUGUUUCAACUUCAUCUACACCUAGUGUAUCGCCCCGGCCAGAGGAAGAAGCAGCAGCAGCAACAGCAGAAGAAGAUAUCAAAUCAGCCAAAACGGCGGAGUCAAAGGAGAUGCCAGUGAAAUCCCCACCACCGAAAAGUCCGCAGCCAGACACGCGCCUGGAAGAACCAAAGCAGGAAGAAACAGAGCAAGAACGAGCAAACAGGAAACGAGAGGAAUUAAAACGGCAGCUGGAGGCAAAAAGCAAAGCUCCCGCUAAGAAGAAGCGAAGGUUUUAA
Aspergillus tanneri is the source of this 1854-nucleotide messenger RNA. RefSeq lists its product as uncharacterized. The transcript is spliced from 2 exons. Gene Ontology annotation, cellular component: DNA ligase IV complex; nucleus. Bases 1 to 1854 code for a protein of 617 amino acids. NCBI's taxonomy places the organism in Eukaryota, Fungi, Ascomycota, Eurotiomycetes, Eurotiales, Aspergillaceae. Gene Ontology annotation, biological process: double-strand break repair via nonhomologous end joining. Gene Ontology annotation, molecular function: DNA end binding. The record is from RefSeq and is a predicted model, not a curated record.